Brachypodium distachyon (stiff brome) is the source of this 2917-nucleotide messenger RNA. RefSeq lists its product as uncharacterized. The record is from RefSeq and is a predicted model, not a curated record. Lineage: Eukaryota; Viridiplantae; Streptophyta; Magnoliopsida; Poales; Poaceae. The coding region runs from base 362 to 2743 and encodes 793 amino acids. The transcript is spliced from 5 exons.
UAUAAUACAAACUGGACUAACAAACCUAUUGCAAGUCUGAGUCUAGCUGGGUGUUAUCUUGGGGAGGCAACUCAGUGAGCACUGCGCACCAAGAGGCAGACAUCAAGAAGUUCUAGUGGUUUGCCAGAGACGAGCUUGGAGCAGCAUCCAGCUAGGAAAUGCCAUGAAGCGGGCAUCGAGGACACAGCACAAUAAUCUAUCACCAAGAGGGGACUCCGAACAGUUGACCUUGCGCAGCAACCCACAAACUUGCAAGAGAACUAAAUGGUACUUGGGACGACCUGUGUGCUGUUACUGGGGGUACAGGUACAACACGCUAGCAGCUUGUCUAAUCUAAUCUCGGCUUUCAGUGGGGAGACCAAUGGCCAGAAGCCUUCCGCAAGUGUGGAACGAGUGGGGCAUCCAGAUCCUGGUCCUGCUCAGCUUCGCUUGGCAAGUUUUGCUCCUCGUCUCUGCUGGAAUCCGUCGGCGAGGCCCCCCUGCUCCGCUGAGGCUCCUCCUCUGGUUGAUGUACCUCCUGGCCGACUCCACGGCGAUAUACGCCCUCGGCCACCUGUCCUUCACGAGCAAGUCACAGGAGCACAAGCUGGUGGCGUUCUGGGCGCCGUUCCUGCUGGUGCACCUUGGUGGCCCAGACAACAUCACCGCUUACUCCCUCGAGGACAACAGGCUCUGGCUUCGACACCUCUUCACUCUCUCUGUGCAGGUCAUGGGAGCUGCCUUCGUGAUCUAUAAGUAUGUCGUCGGCACUGGGACCUUCCUCCUGAUUGCGUGCACCCUGAUGUUCGCCGUCGGCAUGCUCAAGUACGGGGAGAGGACAUGGGCGCUCAAGUGCGGCAACAUGGACAGCAUCCGGAGCACGGUGGACAUGUCCAUGGACGAUGACUACAGGUCUGCUUUCUCGGCAGGCCUGCGGUUCCCUUUCCCUGAUGGGAGUGACGACCACACUGACGAGGAGUUCCUGCUCGCGGCCCACUCCCUGUUCCACAUGUGCAAGAGCCUCUUUGCAGACCUCUCCAUCAUGCUAUCUGGGUUCAAGCUGUUCUCUGUGGGAGUGCACACCAAGAAGAGCAAGAGCGACCUGUACAAGCUGGUGGAGCUGGAGCUUUCCCUCAUGUAUGACAUCCUCUACACCAAGGCGGCGGUGAUCCAUACGUGGUAUGGCUGCUGCAUCCGUGUGGUGUCGCUGCUUGGAACAGUCGCCGCUGUCCUGCUCUUCCAGUUCAGCGACAAGCUUGGUUACAAUGUGGCUGAUGUGGUCAUCACUUACAUCUUGCUGGUUGGGGCCCUGGUGCUGGAGUUCAUAUCGUCGUUGAAGGCUGCAGGGUCGACCUGGACGUGUGCCAUGCUCUACUGCAUGGGCUCCGGCUGGCUUCUUAAGGUGCUGAAAUCCCUUCGCCUAUACGCCAGGGCGGCGAGCAAAAGGGGUUGGUCAGGCUCCAUUGGGCAGUUUAGCAUGUUCCACCUGUGCACUCGUGACAUCACCGAGUUAGGCAGUAGGGUGGCACCCUGGAUUCGGCUUGAGGACAAGUGGAACAAGAUGCAUUUCGCGGGCACCACCAUCUUGAAGCCAGAUCUCAAGGAGUUGCUCUUGGAGAAACUACCCAAGAUGGACGUCAGGGAAUCGAGAGGCAUUCAGAUACUGGAGACCAGGAAAUUUGACAAGGACCUUGCCGAAUGGAGCCACUGGAGCGUUACCACUAGCUUCGACGAGAGCAUCCUUGUCUGGCACAUUGCAACUGUGGUCUAUCUCUGUGAAUCUAAGCGCAAACGUGAUGCCGCAGCGGAACGCGCUGAAGCAGAACAAGUGAGAAAUGAUGCCGAAGCAGCACAAGCAAAAAAAGAUGUUGAAACAGCACAAGGAAAAAAACAUGAUAAAGCAGCACAAGCGACAGAAGAAGCUAUUGCCGAAAAGGCGAGAAAGGAUGCUGAAGCAGAAAAGGAGAGAAACGAUGCUGAAGCAGAAAAGGCGAGAAAAGAAGCUGAAGCAGAAAAGGCGAGAAAAGAAGCCAUUAAACAUGCCGGGGCAAUCCAGGUGCUAUCAAACUACAUGAUGUUCUUGCUGGUGUCAAAACCAGAGAUGCUGCCUGGCCCGAUUCGCCAAAGCCAGUAUGCCCAUAGCUGCAAUAUAUUGGACCAGCUGUGGAGUCAGGGCUCAACCAAUCAGGCUGAGACAAAACUCGCACAACCUUCAAUUGAAAAUCCACCAGUGGGCUCAACUAGUCAAGCAGAGCCCCGAGUCAUACAACCUUGUGAAAAUCCAUUGGUGGUACUCAAGAAAUGGUUCCGUCGGGCAUGGGAGGGCGUCAAGAAAUUGUUCUGCCAGGACGGACCCGGUGGCUCCAUAACCCCACAAAUCCAGAUGCUUUCUCGGAAGAUGCUGCGCACUUUUCGCGAUAUCACGGCAGGGGAGCACCUGGCCACUCAAGUGAAGUCCCUCGGCGCGACUAUUGAUGGAGCUGCUUGCAUAUAUGGGCUUACACUCGCCGAGGAGCUUCUCCGGAUUGAGUCAAGCAAGCCCGACUUGUUGGAAGCCAUGUUUGAGGUGUGGGUGGAGAUGCUGUGCUACGCCGCACACCACUGCAGCCGGGAUGCCCACGCCAGGCAGCUCAACAGCGGCGGGGAGUUCAUUACCGUCGUGUGGCUUCUCACGCAACACAUCCUAAUGCGCCCACAGCUAGCUCGCCAAUCCAAGAAGCAAAGCAGCGCCAACCCUGGCGGUGUUGUCGCUGAUAUUGUCUAGGCCUGUGGUCAUUGACUUCCAUCGUACUCCCUCUGAUCCAUAAUAAGUGCAAGUGCAGCGACACUUAUUAUUUUUCUUGGAAAUGGAUGUAACUAUUGCAUGUUAUUGAGCUUACGAGUAUUUUAUGAAAAAUGUCUCAUACACAAUGUUUUGGAAGGUAUUUUUUUUACUCCA